AUGCGUUUCACAGGCGGCCUCGCGGCCAUAGUCAACCUUGCUCAAGCAUGGCCAACAUCAUCCGACCACACUCUUUCAUCACGCUCGGCGAGCUACAAAGAUCCCGAAACUGGCUUCACCUUCUCCGAAACCAAAGCCGCAGCUACCCUGACCAGUAACAUCAUCUACCGCAUAGCGCAGCCCGCAAACAUUUCAGCAAACCAACCUUACGACAUCGUCCUCCAAGUCAUCGCUCCCAGCUCCUUGGGCUGGGUCGGACUCGCCUGGGGUGGCAACAUGGUCCGCAAUCCACUCACUGUCUCGUAUCCCAACGGGCAAAAAGCGACCGUGUCUUCCCGCUGGGCUACCGGUCACUCAACCCCACAACAAUACCCCUCCGCAACUUACACCCAACUCUCCGCGGGCAACAAAGCAAACGGCACGCACUGGCAAGUCACUGUCAAGUGCACGGGUUGCACUACGUACAAUGGUUCUUCUGGGCCGGUGUAUGUGGAGCCGAGUGGGAGUCGGCGGUUGGCAUUUGCUUGCUCGCAGGGUAAAGUGAGUAAUCCAGGGUCGGCGAGUGCGAGUAUCCCGGUGCACGAUGUGUACAAUUAUAUCACGCAUGAUUUUAGCGCCGGGAGGAAUGAGGGGUGGGCGGCGUUGUUGGAGAGGAAUGGGGUGUAG
Molecule: messenger RNA, 666 nt
Organism: Bipolaris maydis ATCC 48331
Lineage: Eukaryota; Fungi; Ascomycota; Dothideomycetes; Pleosporales; Pleosporaceae
Source: RefSeq, a predicted model, not a curated record